Closterium sp. Naga37s-1 is the source of this 618-nucleotide messenger RNA. The record is from the annotation of a GenBank genome assembly. Lineage: Eukaryota; Viridiplantae; Streptophyta; Zygnematophyceae; Desmidiales; Closteriaceae.
AUGGCCGUUUCUCGAUCUGCUCUGUUCCUCCUCGCUCUCGUGGGCUUGGCCGUUGUCUGCUCGGCUCAAUCACCCACGCCCAAAACAACAACUUCCCCCAAGACCGGGGGAGCACCAUCUCCGCCUGCCGGGAAGGCGCCGCUGACGCCGUUCGACGAGGCCAUUCAGAAGCUCAACAACUCGGGUUACACCAGCUUCGUCUCCCUCGUCAACGCCUAUGGCAAGAUGAAGGAGGUCAAAGCGGCUCUCUCCAAGCCGCUCACCAUGCUGGUGCCGUCGAACGCGGCGAUCAGCAAGCUCAAGAUCACGCAGUACAAGUCAACGGAGUUGAUGGUGGUCGUCGGAUUCUCCGCCUUCAGGAAGGUGAUUCCCUCCGAUGCGCUCCAGACCCUGCCCGUGGGGAGCAACAUCACGACGCUCGCGAGCACCAAGGCCGGCAAGCCCAUGACUCUGCAGAAGCUGGCGAACAACAAGAAGGGGCAGGUGGUGCUGCAAGGGAAGAAGGGCAGCACGAUGACAAUCACCAAGCUUAACUUCUACCUCAAACCCAACAAGCUCGUCGUGCACACCACGGAUGCCGUCGCGUUCCCCAUCACCCUCCAGGGCACGGUCCUGUAA